AUGAAAGAUAUUUUCAAAAACGCUUCAAUGAAUAUACGAGAAUUCCUUUCAAAUGACAAUGAUUUCAAUGAACUUAUUCCUGAAAACGACCGAGCUGAACUCUUCCUACAAAAUCUUUGGAAAAGAAAAGUAUCCUGGGAUCAGUCGCUGGAGAAUGACGACCUGGAAACAUGGGAAAUUCUUAUAAGUCAUUGGCCAACAAAAGUCAAAGAAAUUUCACGCAAAGUGAUAGAUCCUGAUCGUUUAGAACAAUUAGAAAUUCAUGUGUUUACUGAUGCAUCUACUACGACAUAUGCAGCAGUUUAUGCAAAACAAGGUAUAAACACAUUUUUGGUUUUUGCAAAAUCUCGAAUAGCUCCGGUGAAAGGUAUAACAAUACCUAAACUAGAAUUGUUAGCUAUUUUAAUUGGAGUACGAGCAACCAAAUUCGCUAUCAAACAACUAGAAAUUGAAGAG
Molecule: messenger RNA, 456 nt
Organism: Acanthocheilonema viteae
Lineage: Eukaryota; Metazoa; Nematoda; Chromadorea; Rhabditida; Onchocercidae
Source: the annotation of a GenBank genome assembly